Messenger RNA from Sceloporus undulatus (fence lizard), 1396 nucleotides. RefSeq names its product betacellulin (gene BTC). Lineage: Eukaryota; Metazoa; Chordata; Lepidosauria; Squamata; Phrynosomatidae. Gene Ontology annotation, biological process: positive regulation of cell population proliferation; positive regulation of mitotic nuclear division; epidermal growth factor receptor signaling pathway. The record is from RefSeq and is a predicted model, not a curated record. Bases 157 to 642 code for a protein of 161 amino acids. The transcript has 7 exons.
GUGAGUUGAAGAAACUGCUUUGAAAAUACAGAUAAUGAGACAUGCAGAACACUGAAAAGGUGACCAGAUGUCCUCCUUUUCCAGGACAUGUCCUCCAUUUCAGCCUUGUGUCCAGGAGGAAUUCCAAAAUGACCAUUUUGAACGCGACCAGGAAGCAUGAAUUCAUAUAGACGUCUUGCCAUUUUCAACUGUGUUACUGGUAAUGGAAAUGCAACAACUGAACAAGAAGCCAAGAGAUUUUCCAGCAUCUACCCAAAUGAAAACUGUACAGAUGGCACCACAGGAUGGCAGAGAAGAGGGCAUUUUUCUAAGUGUCCUGAGGAAUAUAAGCACUACUGUGUCAAGGGAAAAUGUCGUUAUGUUGCAGUAGAACAGACACCAGCAUGCAUCUGUGAGAAAGGUUACACUGGUGCAAGAUGUGACAGGUUGGACUUGUUUUAUCUGAGAGGAGAUCAAGGUCAAAUGGUGGUGGUUUCCUUGAUAGCUGUUAUGGUGCUGCUAAUCAUCCUGGUUGUUUGUAUAUGCAUUUGCACUCAUUAUUGUCGUAAGAAGCGUAGGAAGAGGAAAGAAGACGAAAUGGGAACAUUUGAUAAGGGACUGCCUCUUAAAACUGAGGAUAUUCUAGAGACAGACACUGUGUGAAGAUUGUUAAAGGUUCCUGCUGGCAGGUGCCCUUCUCCUCUCAAUGACUUUCAUGAGGGUUAGUGACUUGAAAAUAAAUGUGGCGGAAUGGACAAGGGUCUAUUGUUUACAUUCAUUUGUAACCCUUUAUUUUGUGAAAUUGGAUCAAAUUGUUUUGUGUAGAAAACCAGGGACUGAGCGCAGUUCUUCCAGCUUCUUGAGUUCAUCAAAAUGAAAGGGAAACUGGUAUUGUAGUCAUACUUAGCACAGACUGAUGUCAUAGAUAGCAAAACUAAUGGAUCUAAUAAUGCCAUCAGGAAUAAAUAUAAUGGCAAUUCAGGAAUAAAUAUAACACACAAUUUAGUUUGAAUGUUGUUUUUAAGUAGCAAGGAAAUGUUUUAUUGGCUAUGUUCAAAACAUCUGUACCCUUUUGUAUUUUGGUUUGGCAUAAUCUUGACUGAGACCGAUGCAUUAUAAUUGUGUUCCAACAAUUUAUAAAAUGCCAGUGUUGAGAUAUCUUGUCCCUUAGAUAUUUUCAAAGAUGGAAAUGAGUUGAAUACUUGAUCUUUCUAGCAUGUCUUAAGCUUCUCAACACACUUUAGCACUGCUCUCAUUCAACUGAAAUAGCAAAUUAUCAUACACACUUUUUAGGUUGAGCAAAUGUAUGCCACAUCUAGAAUUCAGUACUACCAGAGGACAAUAUUAUUAAAGUAUUUUAUUUUGAUAUACAGUCAGCCCUUCAUAUAAACGGAUUUUAUACACAGAUUCAAGCAUA